This is a messenger RNA of Prunus avium (sweet cherry), 1099 nucleotides long. RefSeq lists its product as uncharacterized. NCBI's taxonomy places the organism in Eukaryota, Viridiplantae, Streptophyta, Magnoliopsida, Rosales, Rosaceae. The record is from RefSeq and is a predicted model, not a curated record.
GAGCUUAUGUGUUUAGCAAACAUAGCAAGGCUCCAUUAAGACAGAUGUGACUAAAAGUGGUGGCUUUUUCCUUUUAAGACUUUCCUUUCUCUUUCCCUUUGUCUCUCAUCUCUUUUAGUCACUCAAAAUACUCUUCAACUCUUUUAUGAGAUUCAAUCACCAGAGAUCAGCCACAGAGAGAUCACUAGAGGCCAUGGGAUCUGAGGCAGAGGUAGAGGAAGAGGCACUAAAGCUACCCUUGUUUUCUGUCCCUCAAAUUCAGUCACUUGAGCCUUCUGGGAGUUUAACCCCACCACUCUACACCUCAGUUUCAGUUCCAUUUCGCUGGGAAGAAGAGCCUGGCAAGCCAAGGCCUUGCACUGCCCUCAUCACCCUUCCAAACCCAACUGACUUUUCUCAUAAGUGCUUAGAACUCCCUCCAAGGCUGCUUUUGGAAACCAAACAACCUUCACCCACCACAGUCCUGGAGGGUCCUUAUGUGGGCAGGUCAAAGUUUCAGUCUUCUUCAUUUAGGAUGGGCAUGGAGUGUUAUGGUGCUUUUAGCCCUGAGAGAGGGCAGCUUGGUGCCGUGGUUCUGAGCAAGAGAGGGCAUAAAGAAAGAGGGUGGUUUGAUUCAUGGGGGAGGAGGAUCUUGAAGGGUAAAAGAGAGGUUGGUGGGGCUAGUUAUGUCUUUCCAUCAUCUGUGGAUGGAGAGAGUGAUGGCAGCAGUGUGGGAGAGAGCAGCAGCAGUAGGAAGGUGAAGACCACAAGGAUUAGAAGAGCUGGGAGCUUUUCUAGUCUCUCUCAUGCCAGACCUCAUUUCUGGACAACAAUUUACCAGGGCUUGAAGCAGGCAGUUCCAUGGAAGAGUAGAAAAUUGAAGAAAGAUGGGAUUGUGAUCUAGACUCAUCUCUGUGCGCACCUUAGAGUAGGUCCAAAUCAAAAUUACCUGUCAACUGCUGCAGUCCAGUAAUAUUCUAUGUGACUUGAAAAUGACAUUUUCUUUUCUACACAAUCAAAGGAUUUCAUGCUGAAAUCCGGAAAAGUGGACGUUGUCAUGCGAAAUGAAAAUGGCUUGUAAUUGUGUUUAUGUAAAAUGUAGACCUUAUUUUGCUGUUUU